This is a messenger RNA of Triticum turgidum subsp. durum (durum wheat), 1851 nucleotides long. The record is from the annotation of a GenBank genome assembly. NCBI's taxonomy places the organism in Eukaryota, Viridiplantae, Streptophyta, Magnoliopsida, Poales, Poaceae.
AUGCUCCUCCUCCGGCGCUGCUGCCACCACGUCCCCCCUCGCCGCGCCGCUCCUCCCCUCCCGGCCAUCCACCGCGUCGCGAUGUCCUCCGCCCCCGCCUCCCCCUCCGCGACGCCGUCCUCCUCACCGGCGGCGGAGUACCACUGCCGGACCAAGCACAGCCUGACGGCCGGCUACGCGCGCGGCCCGGGCCGCCUCGACUGGGCCAACCAGCCCAACCCCUUCCUCCGCUUCUCGCCUUCCCCCGCCACCCCUCUCCCCAACCCGCCGCCCCCGGCGCCCGUUCCCUACCCGGCCCUCUUCCACGCGCCGCCCCCGCCGCCGCGGCCGCUCUCGCUCGACUCCCUCUCCGACCUCCUCUUCCACUCGCUCGCCCUCUCCGCCUGGAAGUCCGCCGGCGCGUCCACCUGGUCCCUCCGCGUCAACCCCAGCAGCGGCAACCUCCACCCCACCGAGGCCCACGUCCUGUUCGAGGACCCGCGGGAGCCCAGCCGCCUCGUCCUCUCCCACUACGCGCCCCGCGACCACCUCCUCGAGGCCCGCGCCACCCUGUCCGCCGGGGACCGCUCGGCGCUCCUGCCGCGGCCGGCCACCGCAGUGCUCGCGCUGUCGUCCGUCUUCUGGCGGGAGGCCUGGAAGUACGGCGAGCGGGCGCUGCGGUACUGCAACCACGACGUGGGCCACGCGCUGGCCGCGGUCGCCCUGGCCGCAGCCACUCUUGGGUGGGAUGCGCGGUUGCUCGACGGCUUGUCCGAUCAGGACCUUGGGAGGCUAGUGGGGGUUGACAAAGGGUGCCCUGCCCCUGCUCCUGCAGACAAAAUCAAAAUGGUGAGUGGCAAGAAGGGGCCAGCGCCAUGGGUGGAGAGGCAACACCCAGAUUGUGCUCUCCUGUUGUUCCCUGCGGGCUCAGAAGAGCCGGAGGUGGACUAUGGGAGGAUGAGUGAUGCUCUGAGGGAAUUCGAUGAGUUGGAGUGGGUGGGCAAGGCGAAUGCGCUCAGCAAGGAUCAUGUGGUGUGGGAUGUCAUUUACAAGACGGCAGAGGCUGUCAAGAAACACCAACCUAUGCCUGGGGAGGGCUUCUCGGUGAGCCCGUGGAACACGAGCUCCAAAUUGUCGGAAGGGCUGUAUAAGGAUCUCACGGCGCAGGAGGUGGUACGGCGGCGGAGGAGCGCGGUUGACAUGGACGGGGAGCACGUGAUGGGGAAGGAGGAAUUCUAUCAGAUACUGCUGCAUUGCCUGCCUUCAGGCGAGGUUAGCCCGGGGGGGCGACAGGGACCACAGAGCGCUCUACCAUUUCGCGUGUUGCCAUGGGACGCAGAGGUGCACGCCGCACUGUUUGUGCACCGUGUCUCAGGACUGCCCAAGGGGCUGUAUUUCUUGGUUAGGAACGAAGAGCAUUUUGAUACAUUACGACAUGCUAUGCGACAAGAUUUUGAGUGGGCUCGACCAGAGGGAUGCCCUGAUGGCCUCCCACUCUACAGGCUGAUGAAAGGGGAUUGCCAGAGGUUGGCAAUGCAGAUAUCAUGUAUGCAGGAUAUUGCCUCACAUGGAUGUUUUAGCCUUGGGAUGAUUGCUCGAUUUGAACCUGUGCUGGAUGACAAAGGUGAAUGGAUGUAUCCUCGUUUAUUCUGGGAGACUGGUGUUCUUGGUCAAGUUCUCUACCUUGAGGCGCAUGCUGUAGGGAUAUCUGCCACGGGGAUUGGUUGCUACUUUGAUGAUGCUGUUCAUGAGGUUCUUGGUUUGAAAGACCUGGAGUUCCAAAGCUUGUACCAUUUUACGGUGGGUGCCCCUGUGGUUGACAGGCGGAUCAUGAGUCUCCCUGCGUACCCAGGGCCAGGGAUUGAUGCAUGA